AUGGCUCGAUUCCUGUCCGCCGGAGCCCUAGCGGGAGCUCUGGCGUCGUCCUCCGGCCUUGUUGUUAACCGAUCUUGUGUCUCGGUCGUCCUCGGCCUCCGCCGCUUCUCCAGUCGUCCUGAGAAGGUGCAGCUGUUCGAACUGGAGAUCGACGGGGAGGGCUCCGCGUCGGAGGUGGAGGUUCUGGGUAUGCGCCGCCUCGAGGAUGCCAUCCGUGCCGUUAUAGUCCGUAGAUCUGCUCCCGAUUGGCUGCCCUUCGUCCCUGGCUCCUCUUACUGGGUGCCGCCCCGCAGUAAUCCGAUCGCCGAUGAGAAGAUGAUGCCCUCCAUCGCUGCUCGUGGCUCGCCAUCCGCCGCCUACUUUUAUGAAGUUCGUUUUUCUUGGAGUAAUUCCAGCAAUUGA
Molecule: messenger RNA, 402 nt
Organism: Zingiber officinale
Lineage: Eukaryota; Viridiplantae; Streptophyta; Magnoliopsida; Zingiberales; Zingiberaceae
Exons: 2
Coding region: 1-402 (133 amino acids)
Source: RefSeq, a predicted model, not a curated record